Molecule: messenger RNA, 1644 nt
Organism: Neoarthrinium moseri
Lineage: Eukaryota; Fungi; Ascomycota; Sordariomycetes; Amphisphaeriales; Apiosporaceae
Exons: 5
Coding region: 1-1644 (547 amino acids)
Source: RefSeq, a predicted model, not a curated record
AUGCCUGAUCCGGCUGCUUUGAGAAUCUACGCGGAUGACUUUUCUACAGCUCUAAGACUUGUGGCCAGGAACUCAUGGCGCCAGAGCAUUCAGUCGUGGCUGGUAGUCCCUACGGGAAUCAUGAUGAUAUUGGCAGUAUGCUUUGGCAUAGAGAAGAUCUUUGAUCUGGGUAACAUAUCAUUUCCGGCAUCGGUUGCCUGCUUGAUCAUUCUAUUCCUGGCCCUGCUUUUAUCAGAGCGAGUCCUUGGCGAGCAUCGUACGCGCAGGUUGGUUGCAUAUAUUGACAUCCCAGCAGGCUGGUCUUUGCGCUGGAUCAGCAUGUGCUUUACACCUUCUUUCGUGUUAUUGCCCUUGAGUCCGCCGAUAGGCGUGAUCGAGGUGCUCAAGAUCAUUGCAGUGUUUGUGAUCGGAUUCAUUGUGAUGAUGGUGUUCACCGCGUACAUGACUCGUGGGCUUCAAGCAAUACUCGGAACAUCCAAACGCGCAAUGAUAGAGCGUGCCGAAGAACUUGGCCCCGAAGGCGACGAGAUUCCUAUGACCGACAUAGCAGAUGGUGACCUUCCUGGGAAUCAGACAGAUGAGUCAGCUACAGCAAUGACAGCUAGAUCUUCUAUCGAUCUAGCCACUCUGUCGCCUGCUAUGGCUUCACAGGCUACCUCUCAGAUUCGCCUGCAUGAGCCAGAGCCACCGACUACCCCCUCCGAAGCCAAUGAAAAUGGGUCUCCGGACAGAGAUCAGAUAUCUCCACAGGAGCCAGAGCCUGCUGAAAGAGCAAAACUUUGGGCUGCAGUGGUCGUAAGCCAUGUUGACUCUUUGACCUUUGUUGCUAUUUUCCUUUUCAUCGGUAUGCCACUUUAUUAUUCAACUGGGUACGGUAUGCCAAUGCAUCUCGCCUUUAGUAUUUUGACAUACUAUACCGCACUUGCACUGCCUCCAUCGUGGAAGCAGUUCCUGCAUCCGGUUCUUGUCUCUUCUCUGAUUACCGUCUUGGGGAUAUGGGUUCUUGGUCUCGCAGAGGGCCGGAAUCUCUAUACCACACUCACAGAAUACCGCACUGGAGCAAAAUAUUCGAAGCUCUGGGACGGGUCACACAAGUUGCCUGGUGCUGGAGACAUUCUUGGCAGCGUACUUGAUGCGAGCAUCGUAGCUCUUGCACUACCGAUGUAUCAAUAUCGCCGAGAGCUUCGGGAGCAUUUCUUUGCUAUUGUUACACCAAAUAUCUUGGUUUCCAUUGCCUCGCUGUUUGCCUAUCCUUACAUCUGCUUCGAGAUAGGCAUAACAGCUGAGAGGAGUCUCGCAUUCUCUGCUCGAAGUCUAACCCUAGCUCUGGCUACUCCCGCGGUCGUGAACAUUGGGGGUGAUACAUACACGAUCGCCGCAAUCGCUAUAGCAAGCGGGAUAACCGGGGCACUGAUAGGCCAGAAGAUCUUGGCAUGGCUCAAGAUCCCCGAAGACGACUACGUCACCAGAGGGGUUACCCUUGGAGCCAACUCAUCGGCAAUUGCCACUGCUAUGUUAUUGCGAACCGAUCCGCGAGCGGCUGCACUUUCGAGUCUCUCUAUGGGCUUGUUUGGAACGAUAACUGUCUUGUUUACAUCAAUACCACCUAUCGCAAAUGCUAUCAGAUCAUUGGUUGGGUUAUAG